Molecule: messenger RNA, 953 nt
Organism: Theobroma umbraticum
Lineage: Eukaryota; Viridiplantae; Streptophyta; Magnoliopsida; Malvales; Malvaceae
Source: RefSeq, a predicted model, not a curated record
CCUCACUUUUCUCUUCUCUCCUUUUUACUCUCCCUUCACUUUCUUGUUGCCCUACCUUUCCCCUCCCUUGAGCGCACCCUCUACAGACAACCAACAUCCCUCAUCAAUCACUACCCAACCAUCUCACUUUCAAGUCCCUUUCCUCAUGCCUCUUCUGCUUCUCCAAUCACCCCCUUCCAUUUGAUUCUCUCGAUUUUGCUUCGAUUGGUGGUGCGUCUGUAUUGGCCUGAAGUUACAAGGAAGAAAUGCAGAUUCAUUAGCCUAGUACUUUGGGAGGAUCCAGCAAGAUGUCCUUUUGAACAAGUGACUCAGAUCUUGGUCGGUUUUGUUAAGAUGUUCAAUAAAUCGAGAGAGGAGAAUGAAAGGCUGGCUGAUGCUGAGAAAAAGAAAUUGGAGAAGGAAGCCAUGAAGGAGCGGGCAGCAGAAGAGGAUGGAGCCGAAACGGAUGAGUCAAAUCUUAGUUCUCAAAUCCAGAAACAAUGGAGCUCCAGUGAGCGCAGCAUGUUUGCUUUGCAGAUGACGAAGGCAGAUUUGAAGACUAUGAUAUUUCAGUCUUGGGGGGGCGCUCUUAUACAGUUUCACCCAUUCCGAGGUAAGACCAUCAGCAGAAUGCUCUAUGGAGCGGCAUAUAGCAUAGGCAUGGCAUGCAGAAGUAGGUACCGUGUGACCAUCUGUCCUGCAGGUGCACUGAACUGAUUCUUUUUCAGGACUCAAUUUCUAAGAAGCAACGCCCAUGGCCUGCCCAAGUGUAUUCAAUCGUAAAUAAUUGAAGCCUUAAUCCCCUAUGCCCUACCGAGAAGCCCUCUAAACCCACUUUGUCACCAUGGUUUCAGGGAUUGUUGAUCAUGGAAGUUCUCUGCUAUAUGGCUCUGAAUGAUAUUAGCGUCAGUGCAACUGAAAUCUUAAUUUCUGUUGUAUACGAUUUCAAGUAUUGGCGUUUUUUGUUGUCCCAA